This is a messenger RNA of Myripristis murdjan (pinecone soldierfish), 2012 nucleotides long. RefSeq names its product tRNA methyltransferase 44 homolog (gene trmt44). The transcript is spliced from 11 exons. NCBI's taxonomy places the organism in Eukaryota, Metazoa, Chordata, Actinopteri, Holocentriformes, Holocentridae. Gene Ontology annotation, biological process: tRNA methylation. Bases 69 to 1994 code for a protein of 641 amino acids. Gene Ontology annotation, molecular function: metal ion binding; tRNA (uridine) methyltransferase activity. The record is from RefSeq and is a predicted model, not a curated record.
AAUAAAAGCAGCCGGAAGUGAGGUCACUGGUUGCACACAUGGCUCGCAGUGGGGUUUGAUGUUGAAUUAUGCCCAAACUGUUUGCUGUAAAGUUUCCAGGAGAAUGCAGGAGUCUUCCCGAGGGGUUUUGGCCGGCCGUCGACGUGUGGGUAAACAAACCUCACGUCGUCAACAAGCGGCUGUGCGGAGCCACGGAGGCGGAGAGGAGAGACGUGGGAGCCGGGGCUCUGGGCUUCCUGCUGGACGACAACACCGCCGCUUCAGCCUCAGAUGUGCUCUCGUUUUUGACCGGAGGAGUCUCACCUUCAGCGGGACACGACGAGGAGACUCUCUGGUGCUUCAGUGUCAGGACAUUUAUCCCCAAAGUGAAGCGCUGCGCCUCCACAGAGCACAAAGAAGCCAUCCUUAAAGACUUUGACAGGCAACGCGUGACCUUCCUCCCCUUUGAAGAGGAUGAGGAGGGCGGUGUGUGUCUGAGGAAGGGCAACAUUUACCAGAUCCAGCUGCUCCAUCAGGAUGAGCAGUGGGCGUUGGAGCUGCACGCCCUCAGCCCAGAGGAGUGGCUCUCGGACGGGGUGGCCUUCCCAAAGCUGUCCUGGCUCUCCACAGAUCUUUUGCCCAAGCUGGUGCGCUGGGCCACCGAGAGCAGGAGCAGCGAGUUCAGGAGCACGCUGUCCCUGCUGCCGGUGGAGAAGUACAGCCUCGUCUACCAGCAGCUGAAGGACAAAUACAGGGAGAUGGUUAAGGUUUGGCCCGAAGUGACGGAUCCAGAGAAGUUUGUCUAUGAGGACGUUGCCAUUGCUACGUAUCUCCUGGUCCUGUGGGCUGAGGAGCGAGCAGAGAAACACCUGACAGACAAACAGUCAUUUGUGGAUCUGGGCUGCGGAAACGGCCUGCUGGUCCACAUCCUGUGCAAUGAGGGGCACCCUGGAAAAGGCAUUGACGUGCGCAGGAGGAAGAUCUGGGACACGUACGGCCCUCGGACCCUCCUGGAGGAAAAGGCAAUCACUCCCAGCGAGAGCUUCUUAUUCCCCGGCACAGACUGGCUGAUUGGGAACCACUCGGAUGAGCUCACGCCGUGGAUCCCCGUCAUCGCAGCCAGGUCAUCUUACUCCUGCCGGUACUUUGUCCUGCCCUGCUGUUUCUUUGACUUCUAUGGGAAAUACCAGAGGCGGCAGUGUAAGAAAUCCCAGUAUAAGGAGUACAUCGACUUCAUCACCGAGGUCAGCCAAACCAGUGGCUUCAACACGGAGGAGGACUGCCUGAGAAUACCGUCCACCAAACGGGUUUGUCUGGUGGGAAAGUCGAGAAACUACCAGCCGUCUGACGAGGCGCAGGCCGAGCGCCGCAGAGCUCAUUAUAUCCAGAGCCGCCGGAGCCUCGCAGGGGUCGCAGUUCAAGUGUCGCAGGCCACAGAUGACAGAGGCAGUUGUCGUUGCAAUGCAGACACAGACCGGACCCCCGGGAGCGACUGGGGAGCCGGGUUCCAGCCCCGAGAAAGAGUUGAAACCGUUAGAAACUGCGCCGCUCUCCCGCGGGACUUUGUAGACGGCGUCGUCCUGCAGGUCACCGACGCUCUGCUGGGAAUGACAGCGGAGGAAAGUGGAGGUUCUCCUGGCGUCUGGAACCAAGGCGGCAGUCUUUCUGUGAGGGAGGUGGCUGAGCUCUUGCAGCAGGAGACCCUGCAGCUCUUGAAGAAGGAGUGCGGCGGCCUUCAGACGCUGCUCAAGAACAACCACCAAGUCUUUAGAGUGGAAGGAGGGAGGGUCCACAUAAGAGACUGGAGGACGAUGACCGAGAGGAACGCUUCCAGGACAGAUGCCAAGAGGAAGCCCGUCGCUCUCGGUGCCCUGAAAACACGCCCCUGCUGGUUCCACGCCCACCACCCUCAGGGCUGCCCCCUGCAGGCUGAACAGUGUAGUUUUGCCCACGGGGCCGACGACCUCCGACCCUCCACCAGACCGCUGAAAAAAAUAAAGAACAAUGCCAUUUGAUUGGCUCUUUAAUUUGAA